CCAGCCUCCCCGUUUACCCCUAGCCCGCCUCCACGUUCCUCUCAGGACGGGCGGCGGCGGCGGCGAAUCACGGCGGUGGGACGGCACAGCGCGGUCGUUUGGAGGUGUGGCUUUCCCGCUCGAGCCCGCUCCCCGCAGGCUCUCUCUCUCGCGCGCGCCCCUCCCCCCUCUCCAGAUGCAGCGGACGGAGAAGGUGCUCCAGCUGCGGGGCCUACUGGGCCGCUCCGUGCGGGUGGUGCGCGAGCAUUACCUGAGGCCCGACGUGCCUUGCGGCAGCGCCCUCUGCCGGGCGGACUGUCCCCGCGGUAGGUGGGCGGGGCGAAGGAGGGUGGGCGGUGCACCGGUCUGUAAGCUGAAAGGAGGUGGGGCUUGGCCAUUGGGGCGGAGCGUGGUGUCAUGUUUGGGGGGGGCAGGGAGGGGAAAUGUCUAUCCAAGGCUCAUGCCUGAUUUGGUAUUUUUUAAUUAUUAUUUAUUACAUUUAUAUUUCACUUUUCCUCCAAGGAGCUCUGCUCUCCCUCCCCGUUUGGUCCUAACAGCAACCCUGUGAGGCAGGUUUUUGCUGAGAGACCGAAGGUCACACAGUGAGUUUCAUGGCUGAGCAGGAAUUUGAACCCUGUCCUCCUAAACUACACCAAACUGGCUAAUGCAGGAAAAGAGGUCACUGGGCAUAAGCAAGUGUUUUCCUUGCUCCCUGUUGAGCAGAGCAGGAAAGUGUUUGGCCUUUCAUUAUGUUUUUACAGUGGUACCUCAGGUUGCAUACACUUCAGCUUACAUACGCUUCAGGUUAACCCAGAAAUAGUGCUUCAGGAUGAGAACAGAAAUCGUGCAGCGACGGCACAGCGGCAGCAGGAGGCCCCAUUAGCUAAAGUGGUGCUUCAGGUUAAGAACAGUUUCAGGUUAUGUACGGACCUCCAGAAAGAAUUAAGUACUUAACCUGAGGUACCACUGUAUAUGUGUUGGAAGCCACCCAGAGUGGCUGGGGCAACCCAGCCAGAUAGGCAGGGUAUUAUAUAAAAUAAUUGUUAUUGUUAUUAUUAAGGAAGGGUUCAACUUUAGUAGAUGUGAAUGGGAAAAGGAGUGGGGGUGCUUCUGUGUAAGACACACGCAAUUGCUUAUUCUACAUGCACAUACAUGAAUGGCCAGAGCUCCCUAGUUGAGGGCCUGACAUCUCCAAGUAGCUUUGGGAAAGGCUUCCUGUCUGAAACUUGAAAGAGUCAGUGUGGGCAGUACUGAGCUAGAUUGACCAGAUAUCUGACUUGGUAUAAUCUUCCUGCAUUUGUAUAUUUCAGCUCCAUGCACGUGGCUUAGUUGUCCCUCUGUGGGCAUUCACUAGGGUGGGAGGAAAGCAUCUGUGGUGCUUUAUUUCAUUUCUUUUAGGAAGCGGUAGAGUGCCAUUUCCAACAGAACUCAUGAGUACAUAACUGGGGAUGUGGUAGUUGUCCGGGAUGAAUAAAACACGAGAAGAGGAGCAUGAUUGUCAACAUAUACACACAAAAUUAUACUACUAGAACAGGGGCAGCUGAUGUGGUGGCCUCUGGAUGUUUUGAACUACAACUCCCAGGAUCUCUGACUAUUGCCACGUCGGCAGAUUCUAGAAUCUGGAGGGCACCACAUUGGCUAUCCUAGUAAGGAGAACAUAAGAACCAACCUGCAGGAUUGGGUCAGAAGGCCCAUCUCCUCCAACAUUCUGCUUUCUGUAGUGACUGGUUAAAUGCCUUUGGGAAGUCCACAGACAAACUGGAUCCCUUGUCCAUGGGUGUUCCAUGGAGCCAUUUGACUCCUCACAUCAACUGUAGUAGCAUUCUUAAGCAGCUCCUGUGCCUUUCAGUGAGAUUGGUUUUGGAUUUCACGUUGGUGCUAAAGAAGCAGGAGGAAGGAUUUGUUUAUUUAUUUAUAUCCUGCUUCUCCAGGCAAUGAUGGGACACAGGUGGCGCUGUGGGUAAAACCUCAGUGCCUAGGACUUGCUGAUCGUAUGGUCAGCGGUUCGAAUCCCCGCAGUGGGGUGAGCUCCCGUCGUUCGGUCCCAGCUCCUGCCCACCUAGCAGUUCGAAAGCACUCUUAAGUGCAAGUAGAUAAAUAGGUACCACUUUAUAGCGGGAAGGUAAACGGCGUUUCCGUGUGCUGCGCUGGUGCUGGCUCGCCAGCUGCAGCUUCGUCACACUGGCCACGUGACCCGGAAGUGUCUUCGGACGGCGCCAGCUCACGGCCUCUAGAGCGAGAUGAGCACGCAACCCUAGAGUCUGUCAAGACUGGCCCGUACGGGCAGGGGUACCUUUACCUUUACCUCUCCAGGCAAUGCAAAGUAGUUCACAAAUAUUACCAAGGUGGUUACAUUUACUAAAUACAUUUGCUAAACAACAGCAUAAAGAAUCCUCAUAAAAACAAACAUCAAACAAAGCAGCAAUAAACAAAAAGCAAAAAAAAACAACCCAAUCCAGACCACCAAAGAGAAAACCCAAAGCAAUGAUUGUUUUAAAACUCCAGGCCUGGUCCAGCAUUUAAAACCAGCAAUAAGAUCUGUUAGCAUCCACUAAAAACGAAACCAAUUGUACAUACCACCAAGACUGGGAGAGGGGCAUCACAAAAAAAGGCUCUGUCUUUUGCGCCUGGGAAUUUGCUUGAGCUUAAUGGCAGGGCUUCCAAAUGGGGACCCUGUGGAUGAACUUCGGGCCCAGGCAGAUUCACACAACUGCAGGCAGUCCUUUGAAUAACUACUUCCAAACUUCUGGAGCUUUAAAGGGUAACCAGCAGCACUUUAAAUUGGGCCCAGAAAUGCAUAAGCGUCCAGUGUAGCUGGUACAGAACGAGAAUUAGGCGCUCCAGCUGCUUGGCCCUCAAAACAUCUGGGCAGCUGAAUUUUACACCUGUUGUAGCUUCUGAACCAUCUUCAAAUGCAGUUCCAUGUAGAGUGCAUUAUAGUAGUCUAAUCUAGACCUAACCAGGGCAUAAAUGAGCCAAGGUUUGCUUUCUUGAGAUAGGAUUGAAGCUGGCAAAUCAGGCAAAGGUGAUAAAAAGCACUGCUGGUAACAGAUAGCACCUAUGUCUCUAGUGAUAGCACUAGAUCCAGGAGGACACCCCAGCCCAAAGUUCAGACUUGAUCUUUCUGGGGGAAUGCAUCCUUAUCCAGUACUGGGCACACAGCUCCCUCCAGAUCAACAGAUUUUGUCUUCCACAGUAUUUCCAUCUUGUCUGAUUACGUUUCUGUACAAACACAAUCCAUUGAUUGAAUCAGACUGUACCUAUCUGCCCAUUGUAAUUUUUAUCAUAGGAAUGAAUCAUUGGAUGUCCCAAGAAUAAAACUUGUAAUUUGUGACUCUUCCGGUACGAAUUUAGAGAUUCUCGUAUAUUUUUCGAGACUCAUUGCUAACUCUGUUAUAGCAAGUGGGUGUUAGAAAAUCAGAAAUGCUGUGUAGCAAUGCACAGAAGAUCCAACAUCUCUCUUACAUUAUUUUCCAUCAGAAUUUAAGGUCAAAUGGUUUAUACCAAGUAGAAUAAACCCUUUUGCCCUUUCCCCUGAAAGUAAAUUGAUUGGUAGCCUUUACUUUGAAGUAGCAUAUGCCUUUACUAUUCAAAUAAGGUUUCUGUCCUUGUUGCCAGGUUGUUACUGCAACGUGCCCUCUUUUUGACCUCAAUCACCAUUCAUAAAGUGAGAAAGACAUAAUGCCAUCUAAGACUAUCUGUCCAUUAGAAGGAUGGAUUUGAGGCUCUCUGGGACCGUAUAAUUUUUAGUAUGUACAGAGCAGCUUUCGCCAACCUGUUGGCGUCCAGAUGUUUUGAACUGCAACCCUCAUCAGCCUGCUGGGAAUUGUAAUCCAAAAAUCUGGAGGCCCCGAGGUGGACGAAGGGUGGUGCAGAGUAAAAUUAGUGAGCCAGCACUAUUUUUUUCCUCCCUUCUUUCCAGUCCUUUCAGAAAACCCACCUUGUCCGACCUCUAGAUGCUUUUGAACUAUAAAUCCCAUAACAUGUGACCCUUGUCCCUCCUGGCUGGGGCUCAUGGGAGUUGGAGGGCAACAUCUGAAGGGCACCAGCUUCCCCCUCUCCACCUUGCCUACUGCAACUAAAGCUGUAAUCUGCAGUACACAGGUAUAACUGAAAUAUGACCGCAUGUUGUUCCCUUGUUUCCCAUACUCCACCCCUCUCCAUUGUAGGUUUUCCCCUAUAGUCUACAAGACUGUACGCUCCUCAGUGUGGGGACACGUGCUCUGUAAAGCACAACACAGUCUUGUUGUUGUUGUUUAGUCGUUUAAUCGUGUCCGACUCUUCGUGACCCCAUGGACCAGAGCACGCCAGGCACUCCUGUUUUCCACUGCCUCCCGCAGUUUGGUCAGACUCAUGCUGGUAGCUUCGAGAACACCGUCCAACCAUCUCGUCCUCUGUUGUCUCCUUCUCCUUGUGCCCUCCAUCCUUCCCAACAUCAGGGUCUUUUCCAGGGUGUCUUCUUUUCUCAUGAGGUGGCCAAAGUAUUGGAGCCUCAGCUUCAGGAUCUGUCCUUCCAGUGAGCACUCAGGGCUGAUUUCCUUCAGAAUGGAUAGGUUUGAUCUUCUUGCAGUCCAUAGGACUCUCAAGAGUCUCCUCCAGCACCAUAAUUCUUAGAGGCCAUAAAUAAAUAAGCAAACAGUAACACUUUUAAUUCUGUUUCAGGUGAGAAAUUAUUGUCCGACGAUCUGACCCACUAUGUUGUACCUGACUGGAAGGUGGUCCAAGAUUAUCUGGAGAUACUGGAGUUCCUGGAACUCAGGGGGAUUGUUUUCAUGCAAACAGCAUGUCAAGCAAUGCAGCAUCAGAGAGGGCGCAGGUAUCUUGAUUUUUCAUGGAGCCUCCUGCAUGCUUCAGGUUCCUCCAAAAAUAAAAUGAUAAAUAUUUGAGCAUUCAGUCCUGCUCUGCAUUACCCCAGGCCAGGAAGACUCGGCAGAUAAUCUUAAGAGGAGCACUGUUACUUUUAUAGGAACUGCAGGCUCCUCUCCUUCCUGGCUCUCAGCCAGGUCCUGACCUGGGCAGGUGAUUCUCCCAUAUUUCUCUGUCUUCCCGAGUAGCCUUAUUUGCAGCUAGCACAUGAAAUUCCUGCCUGGACCACUGUUUCCCCUGGUUCUGUGUUGGAGAUGGGUGAAUCCAAUGGCUCUUUGUGGUCAGUGCCGGGGUAGAGAUCCGUUGGAGGGUCCUGUUGCACUGGUGGAAACUCAACACCCAACAAACUCUGCAUUGUGCAACCUGUUGCACAACAAAGCUGAACUGCUUAUGCAUUCUCUUGUGCAACAGCGGUCCAUUGGCACAAAACAUUUCUCCAGUGGAACAAGCAUUCUACUAAAUAACUUUAACUUAGUGCUACAUUGGAUACAGCCUCCUGUGUCUUUCUUAGAUGGCGAGCCCUUUGGGUAGACAUUGGCCAUGCCUCUUUUUUUGUUAAAAGCGCCAUAUCCUUAGAUGGCUCUCUAUAAACAAUACAUAUGGCAGAUUUAUUUCAGCUUCACAAUGACACUGUAAAUGCCAAGAAAUAAUAGAACCAAUCUGUGAAAUGUAUUUUACUCCCCUUCCUUUUUUUAGACUUACAAAGGUUAAUAUUAUGCUACAGCAAUUUUGUGAGCACAUCUGUAUUUCAGAUGCCCUUGGGACCCCAAAGGUUAAUCAGGGAUUUCUCUCACUGACAUUAAUUAUAGCAUUAUUAUCUAUGAAUAUAUUUCAGAGGUAAUGGCAGUAUUCUAAUCCUCAGUCAUAACAAGGCAAUUUAAUGAAAAUACAUAAUGCUUUCUUCCCGCCAGCAUUUUUUAUUCUAUUUUUUUGACCUUCGGCCACUCCCCAGGUUGAGAUAAAGUUUUCAUGUGGGUCUCUUUUAAAAAAAAAUCUGAUUGGGACACAAGGUCUGGCCCUUGUCUUUCUGCAUGGCCUUUUUUAUUCUGGGAUUUGAGGGCGGGUGGAGGUCUUGGGGGGGGGAAGUUGCAGCCUACAAGCCACUGGUCCAACAUCAGUCACUUUAUUUGACGGAGCUAAUUUGGCAUCCACAAGAUGCGGUUCACAUAUCUGCAGAGUGGCUAUUCAUUUCUGAAAUCCCAGCCAGCCAUUUCUCCAUUGUGCAUUAAUUACUUAGCUGCCACCUUUAUUAUACUAAUGCUUAUGCAUAUUUUUCAAUGUUUAAUGCUACAAGUUUCACCCCCCCCCCAACAUUGCAGGCUUUGUUUUCAGCACUGCAAUUUUGUGAGGCUUGAUAUAGCAGCUAGGAUCUGUGAUUUUAUUCAUCAUAUUUUGUACUGAUAAGAGUUGUAUGGCCCAAUUCAGAUGUUGGGAAGUAUAGCAGGAAUGGUGCAGUUUCUUCCUGAAAUGAUCAGUAGGGAUAGGAAGGGGACACAUUUGUUUUGAGUCUCUCCCGAAGGGGUAUAGAACAUGGGGGCAUAAGCUACUGGGACGUGGGGUGGCUCUGUGGGUUAAACCACAGAGCCUAGGACUUGCCGAUCAGAAGGUCGGCAGUUCGAAUCCCUGCAACAGGGUGAGCUCCCGUUGCUCGGUCCCUGCUCCUGCCAACCUAGCAGUUCGAAAGCAUGUCAAAGUGCAAGUAGAUAAAUAGGGAAGGUAACGGCAGGAAGGUAAACAGUGUUUCCAUGCGCUGCUCUGGUUCGCCAGAAGCGGCUUAGUCAUGCUGGCCACAUGACCCGGAAGCUGUACGCCAGCUCCCUCGGCCAAUAAAGCGAGAUGAGCGCCGCAACCCCAGAGUCGGCCACGACUGGACCUAAUGGUCAGGGGUCCCUUUACCUUUACCUUACAUGUGAAUCUUGGUGGUGCACUUUCCUUCCUUGGAGGUUUUUAAGCAGAGGUUGAAUGGCUAUCUGUCAGGGAUUCUUUAGCUGUGAUUCCUGUGAACUGCGGGUAUAGGGCGGUAUACAAAUUUAACAUAUCAUAAUAAUUCCUGCAUUGAAGGGGGUUGGACUGAAUGACCUUCCUGGUCCCUUCCAGCUCUGCAGUUCUGUGAUUCUGUCUCUGGAUCAACCCAUUCUAUCCUGCUCUGUAUUGCAAUAAGGGAAAGCAGCAAACAGGCUGGACAGCUCAGGCAGUGCUGUUGGGAACACAAUGCUCUGAAGUUACUCCAGCAAGGGAAAAGCUGAAAUUAAGUCUUUAAACUGUAGUAGCAGGUGGUGCUGCCUGAUGGUUAGCACCCCCUGUGCUGCAAGAUGAUUAUUGACUUAAAAGGGGCCCAGCCUUCUCCAAUAGUCUCCUACUGCGACCUAAGUAAGGUGAGUCUCAGGCUUUCCUCGGUCUUCUGCAAUGGAGUCCUCUGAGUUAGAGGACAGCAGUGCCACAUCCCCAGGCUGCGGCAAAAAAAGCAUUAUGCAUUUUCUUCAGAUAGCAGUACUUCCAGGGCUGGCCCUGCCUGCCCCUCCCCUUCUGGUUCAGAAUCCUCCCUUGAUCACCCAGUGAAGAGGAAUCUGACUCCUGGUCCCUGGUACUCUCCUCAUCAGCAGCUUCUUGUAUUUGCAGGGUAAGGAGGCAACUCCAGAGUCUGAAAUCUCUCUGUGCAUGUCCUUGCAUUGGCCCUGUUUGGUAGAGCAAUAAGUCUAACACAGAGGGGGUUGGUGGUUAAUCAUUAAACAUAAAGAAGAGGAUUUUUAAAAAUAAAAUAAAUAAAUCCAUCCAUUUUUUAAUCCAUUAAUUUCAUUUUUAUUAAGUUUUGAUAAGGACUCAGUUAUGUGUGUAAUGGCAGUUUUUAUACACGCUCUUAAAAGGAAAUGUUUUUAAAGGAUCAUACUGUGGGCUGCCCAAGCCGUGUAAUUUAAAUUGUAACAAUUCAUAAUUCAUUAUAAUUUUAAAAUUAAUAAACAUAAAUUGCACUUUUGUUUAAAUCAUUUUAGUUGUUAUUAAUUGUAUAGGGAUGCAUUUAAAGAUUAGAUCAGAUUGAAAAGCUGAUUCAUCGUCAAUGUUAUUUUGAGUUACUGCUUUUAAAGGACCUAUAACUUUCUAAACAUGGUGUGUAGAUUAAAAUAUCAGAAAUUCCCUGCCCCGCAGGAUCAGAAUGUAAAAAGCACAAUAGAAAAGGAACGGGGAGGAAUGAAGAACGAAAGCAAAUUGUAUUUAUUUGAUUCCUUACCCACCCUUUAAUAAAACGUACCAAUAAUAAAAACAGAGAUAUUUUCUUAAUUUAUACUAUAAUAGAUAUAAAAAUUUCUGAUCACAUAAAAGUUAUAAUGGUAUUGUUACAGUAGUACUAAAUUAGAAUACAAUAUGGAUGAAUAUUUAGAUACUUAACAAUGAGUUGUUUGGCAGCAAUAGGACUACCUCUGGGUGCUAACUACAUGCACAAGACGGUCUGUGGAUUAAUGAUCCUUUGUUAAAAUGAAUGUUACCAAUUAUAAAUAAUAGAGCUGUAAUGCUUUGGCAGAGUGACAUUUGACUUCUUUCUUUCACAGACAGUACAAUAAACUGCGAAAUUUGGUGAGGGAUGCCCGCCAUGAUUGCAUUAUGUUUUUUAAUGAAUUCCAGCUGCUUUCUUACUUGCCAAGAGAGAGGGGAGAAUCUUUGGAGAAGUGGCAGACAAGGUAUGUGCUGAAUAUGAGGUUGUGUCGCCAGUUUAAAAGCAUCAGUAAAAUUAUUAGAAAACUGUGUCCAGCAACUCUCCACCCUUGAGGUUCAGCCCUGACCAGUGGGUGACUGACCCAUAACAAGCUUGUUAAUUACACUAAAAUAAAAAGCCCUUAUAAUGACUCAGUGUUAUACAUUUAUGAAGUCAAGGCAAAAAUGUAACAGGACAUGGAGUGGUAAUUGUGAAUGUUUGCUCUCCUAGGAGUAUUUACAAUGCAUCCGUUUGGUACUAUAAUCACUUCGCGGGUCAGAUGCCCAUCGUCAUGGUAACAGAUGAUGAAGAUUCCAUCCAGCAACUUGGAAGUGAAACGGAAGGUGUUUUUGUGAUUUCAUUCAAGGUAAUCUUUCUGUACUGUAAUGGCAAAUGAAACAGUUCAGUACUCUGAUGUCCUUGAUGUUUGCCUGCAGAAAUGCCUUUGUGCCUUUUAUUCGCUUGUUUGCAUUAAAGUGACAUGGAUGGAAUGGACCCGUUUUGUAGUAAAACAUCAGAACUGUUCGGUAACACACAAGGCAUGGAAAAGUAAACGUUCCUUCCAGAGAGAAAAGAGAUGACAGAAAUGUUCUCUUAACACAGCUUAAUUCUUCCUAAAGCCUUAUAUAGUCACAUACCUUUAAGAGACCAAAUUAUUUCAUCUUGCUCCUGCUCCAUUUCUUGGGAUUGGCAAAUACUAUGUAUGUGGCUCUUCAGAGGGAUGACUUAGCUCUUUGCAUCCCUGUAUUUUAGCAGAUACAGUUGCCGUCUUUAUUGAGAGAUCCAUUGUGGUACAUGGUUAAGGUUGAACAUGGAGCAGCAGGAUGACCCAGUAAUUUCACUAAUUUCACUUUAGGAUUACUAUUUCUGCCUUAUUUAUUAGGGCUUCCAACAUGGACUGGUCCUGUUAUGAAUUGCCCGUUUACGAAUUACAGGAAUAAUCUACUUCCUCUUUGUCUGUCUGUGCACAGAAUUAUCUGGACAACUUUUGGCCUGACUUAAAAGCUGCUCACGAGCUUUUUGAGUCUAUAGUCCACUCACGGCGCGAACGGGAGAAUGAAAGUCAAGAGAAUCACGGAAGGGAGUACCCUGAACAUGUCCCUGUGGAAAUGCUGGAAGCAGGGAUCAAAUCGGGGAGAUACAUACAGGUUCAGUUUUAUUUCUUUAUUUCAUUUUUAAAAGUAUUCCCUGCUUUUUGAAGAACUUCCUUCACAAAGCAGCAUACAAUCUCCAAUUAAAAAAACCAAGUUCGCAUGACAAUAAAACAUGAAAAUAUAAAAUAUGGUACAGCUAAACAAUAAACCAGUAUGAAAAGAAAGAGUGUAUAAAUAUCAAACAUAAUGCAGAUCAUAAAAAACAGUUUUAAGGCAUAAAAGCCAACAAGAGUUAAAAUCUGCAGAUUUGAAAUAGGCUGAUUUGAGAAGAAAAAUUAUCAGCAGUCAUAGAAAAUGGAGCAAUGUUGAGGCUUGUUUCACUUCUAAUGGAAGAGAAUUUAAGAGAACUGGUGCCUGAUUGCUCAAAGCACAUGCCUGAGUCCCGCUAUGCUUUACUGCAGAGGCACCAGCAAGAGAUCUUCAUCCACAGAUCUAAGUGAGCAGGCUAGGGAGAGGCAGUUUCUCAGAUGUGCAUAGGAAAUUGAAAGCCUGCCAUUAAAUAACUGAGUAUUUUUUCACGGAGCCAAAACCUUUCCAGAUCAGUCUGAUGGACAGUUGGUUUCAUGGCUCUUAGCUCCACCAACACAACACGUAGCGAACAUAAGAAGAGCCUACUGGAUCAGGCCAGUGACUCAUCUAGUCCAGCAUCCUAUUUUCACAAUGACCAAUGUUGUAAACAAAAAUUGCCCUUUUCCCUUAUGGGGUAUCCAAGAGCCCAUAUAGAGUCCUUACAUAGGUUCCCUAUUGGUAGGAGAAGAUAACAAAGGCCAACCAGAGAAUAUUGAGAAGCAAAGCAGCUAGUAAGCUUGAUCUUUAUUGAUCUGUUGCAACAGGGUGCUCCCCUCACCCACAGGAGAGGAGGAGGAACCCAGAACAAUAGCACGGAAGGCCAUAUAAAGACUUUUGAAAUUGCCACCCUGUAGAUCAAGACCACCCCCAGAAACAUCAUACACACAUCACAGAAGGGGUAUAACCUAAGACCACCCCUCAGAUACAUCACACCUACAUCACAAAAAAGGCGGUCUAAAACAGAAAAUUGAAUGUUGCUUUUCUCCCGUCAUUGUUUAUCUCCUGUCUGGCAGGUUACAAUCCAUGCCUGGGGAGCCUGGCCAGUCUUUUGUAAUGAUAAAUACUUAGUUCCUGGGCCAGGUCACAGGCUCACACCCAAUUCAUAUCUUAAAUGUGCCCUUAAGACAGGAAUUUGUGAGGAAAGAGACAAUGGGGAGGUUUCCCACUUUGACCUCGCAGAGAAAACAUUUGCUGAGUUUAGGAAUCAAAAUGGUUCCAGGUCAGUCUUCCUGUGCUGAUCUAUGUAUGUGCUUGGUUGGUACGCUUAUGAACAUUACCAUAUAUCUAAGACCUCAAAAUUCCUAUCACACCAACCAGAUGCCUCUGGGAAGCCCACAAGCAGAACCUGAGGACAAGAGCAAUCUCUCUCCUCCUGUGCUUUCCCAGCAACUGGUAAUCAUAGCGUACUGCUUACCAGUAUGGUGGCAGAACAUUGCCUCCAAUAGUGUGAGCUCAAACACUCAGAACUUUCCAUCUUUUUGAAGUUGCCCCGUGUGAUCUUGGCAGGGUGAAAGCACCCAGUGAUACGAGAAGAAAAAUAGAUGAAGCAAAUUGUACACGCUGCAGUAAUAGUAAUAAGAAUAAUAAGCAAUUUUGCAAGAUUUCUAACACAACGUUUUUAAAAGUUUGGAGGCUGGACUUUGAAAUGGAAAGUUUUAUGGGCUGUUUCGGCCACAAAAAGGUACUAAAUCCAAAAUUGACGCUGGAACAGUGAAACAGCAAGCAAGAAGGUCAGUUUUCAUAACAUUUCUGUGAAAUGCUCAGAGGAUAAUGAUUAGAGUAGGGAUAUAAAACAGACAACACUGGGAAACUUUGUUCCUGCAAAUAAGCUCCCUUCGAUAUCAGUUGGCUUAGUUUCCCCCUUGCCCUUUUGCCCCAUAAUGGACAGUGUCUCUGUGGGAAAAGAUAGACUAGAGUCUUUUGCUGAAAUGUCGGCAGUGGCCUUUAUAGCUCAUUACAGUGGUGAUGGGGAAAGAAGCAAGAUCAGUUGCAAGAUCUGGCAUUGUGUACAGAAAGUAUUUAUUUCAGUUAAUUUGAAUCCUGCUCUUCUCAUCAAAGAUGCCAGAGCAGCUAACAAGAUAAAAUAUAAAAACACUCAGAAUCACAUCGUUAAUAAAAUGAGCACAGUGGACAGAAUGUUACAAAUUUUAAAGAAGAAGAAAAUAGUAAUAACCCAGCCAGAUGGCUGUACUGUACAAAUAUUUGCUAGAGCAAACAAGUCCAGGAAGUGACAAAAAGUUGCUAACAAGGAUCCAAAUGGAUCUCCUGGGGUAGGUGAGUUCUGUAACCCCGGUACAGUGGUACCUCGGGUUACAUACGCUUCAGGUUACAGACUCCGCUAACCCAGAAUAUUACCUCAGGUUAAGAACUUUGCUUCAGGAUGAGAACAGAAAUCGUGCUCCGGCGGCGCGGCAGCAGCAGGAGGCCCCAUUAGCUAAAGUGGUGCUUCAGGUUAAGAACAGUUUCAGGAUAAGAACAGACCUCUGGAACGAAUUAAGUACUUAACCCAAGGUACCACUGUACUCCCACUGGACAAAGGCAGAAUACACUAGAGCUGGAGUUGCCAUUGUGGCACCCAUGGGUGCAAUGGCACCCUUGAGGUCGUCCCUUCAGGCCUUUGAGCUCCCCCCUGCCUUGCCUCGUUCACUGCCCCCUUGGUCCUGAGGUGGUGAGAACGAUGACUUUUUUCUCCAUUGAAAAGUACACAGAGCUGAAAAAGGAAGUGGGAAGAGUGACCCUUCUUCCCACUUCCUCUUCCAGCUCUAUGCGUUUUUCAAGGCUCAGAUUAAUCCUAUUGGAUCUGACUUUUAACCGUGUGCCCCAAAAAAGUGAAGUGUGUGCAUAUGCACUUUCUCUUUUCCUGUCUCUCGGGUGCUGAUCUGGGAGUGUGGCGAGAGAAGUGAUCAGAGGGGUUAAUGCCCACAGCACUUGCUCAAAAAUCCAAAUGUGUCCUCCAGUGUAAAAAGACACUAGAGAGUUUCUUUCACUGCAUUAAUGGGAUUGGCAGGCUCUUAAAGGAAUUGGUAGCCCUUUAAAAGUUUCCAAGUCCCUAAACAAACAGAGCUUUGAUGCUGAUAACCUGGAUAACGUGGUAGGCAUUGCAGCCAAAACAACAGGACAGUCGCAUGGCCCAGUAAGAUGGUCCCUGUCAGAACUUUUGCAGCAGCGUUUUGAGCCAGGAAGGUUUCUGAAUGCUUUCUUGGGACAGUUCCACAGGUGGUGCGUUAAGCUAAUCCAGACAAGAGAUAACUAAAGUGAGCAUCACUAUGACUAAAUCCACUUUCUCCAGGCAUAAUUUGACAGGUUAACUUAACUGGGCAAAGGCAUUCCAAACUACAUCCACCACCUGGAACCUCAAGCAGCAAUGCUGGCUCCAAGAGCACUCCCAAACUUUAAAAAGGAUUUUUUAGAUGGAGUGCAACUCCAUCCAAAACAGGCAACAGCAAUUCUCAUGGUUGGCGUUCUUUCUGGGCAGGAACACCUCUGUCUUGUCCAGGUUAAGUUUCAGUUUAUUAGCCAACAUCCUGGGCUCACUGAUUCCAGACAAACUUUCUCCUGUCUCCCUGGAACUAUAUAGAAAGUGUAGGCAGGGAGCAGAGAGAGAGAGAGAUGGGUGUCAUUAGCAAGUUACAGUACUACAGAGCCGAAUUUAACAUAGCCUUGUAUAUUUGUAUUGGCUGUGCCUGGUUCUGAAUUUUAAUUUAUUCUAGGGGGUCCUGAAUGUGAAUAAGCACAGAGCGCAGGUUGAAGCAUUUGUGCGACUUCAAGGAGCCAGCAACAAAGAAAAAGGUGAGAACAGAUUCCAUGCUUUCAGUUUGGCUAGUGAACUGGGUUUUGCUAGGUUUUUCCUUCUGCAAAGUACAGCUUGGCUUACUUUGCUGAGUUAUCUGGGUCUACUUUGCCAUGCAGGCACUUACUUUUCUGGGAUGGUCUCUCUCUCUCUCUGAGGUUCCUAGUGGUCUAGACCAGGCAUAGGCAAACUCGGCCCUCCAGAUGUUUUGGGACUACAACUCCCAUGGCCCCUAGCUAACAGGACCAGUGGUCAGGGAUGAUGGGAGUUGUAGUCCCAAAAACAUCUGGAGGGCCGAGUUUGCCUGUGUCUGGUCUAGACUGAACAGGUUGCCUCAUAAUGGGAGCUGACUAAAGGGCAGUAGCUGCCUCAUACUGAAUAGUUUCUUCAUUCCUCACACUGCUGUGAUUCUCCUUUAGAGCAGGUAUUCUCUUGGGUUUCAGCUGUCCUCUGCAAUCAGGUUUUACAGAUUCUCAGGGGUAGAUCUAUUUGCCACUUUCCACAGAACAGUGGGGAGAGGAAAUAAAUAAUGUGAUUUAUUUCCUAGGGUUCUCCCUUUGCCAGGAAAGCCCCCUCCAAAUGAUUCUCCCUUAAAUGAUCAGAUCAAUAUUUCAACAGGAAAGGAUUGGAUUGUGCUCAAAAUGAAUAAGGGGAUGUCCUGCAAUAUGGGACAGUUCUUUCAAAGUAAAGGACACUUGGCAACCAUAAUAUUAUGUACAGUAAUCCAGUUACUCUCUUGACAUAGAAUUUAUGUAUACAUCUUUUUACAUGCUGGAGUUUGGCCCUAUAAAUCUUUAUAUGCAGUUUUUCACAUUUAGUUAUGAGAGUGGCUUUAUGAGUUUCAGAGGUUCAUCUGUUUAUCUAUAAUAUCACCAGUGAUUAGGAAACAGGCAGUGUGGCUUGGAAUCUGUGUGCAUUCUUAAAAUUUAUUUAUUUAUCUGUGAGGCCAGCUAAGUCCCACCCCCCUUUUUUAUAUAAGAAAAUGCCAAAAAAGAAUUAGACUUUGAGAAAUAGGAAUCUGCUGUCUGCUCUAGGUUCCACUGAGUCGUUCCUCCUUUCUUUGCACCCAGAUCUCAAAAAUGAUGUCCUCAUUUACGGCACCAAAGCUCGGAACAGAGCAAUUCAUGGUGAUGUAGUAGCGGUUGAAUUACUCCCCAAGAGCGAGUGGAAGGGACGGACUGCCGCCCUUUGUGAGAACGAGACCGAAGAGAAGACUUCUGGGGAGGUUUACGGUGAACCUAUGCCCACAGGUAAGUGUAGAGAGCAAGUUACCUGAAAGACUGUUUGCCUCUGUAAAGACGUGUAAAAGCACUUCAGUCACCUGGGGAAAUUCUACCUGUGGCAUCGCACCCUACAGAACAUCAUAGGGCUGUGAGCUGGAAACGGGCAUUUCCCCCUACAUUUCCAUGGUUUGUGCUUUGCAGAACAAAUUCUGAGCAAGUUGCCACUGACAUCAUGUUAAUACGCGUUGCUACCCUGUUCAAGCUUUAGCAGCCGCUCAGCUAACAACUUUUUAGUUGUAUUUGGUUUACUUGGUGUGCCUUGAAGUUUGUAAAUCGUAGUGGUGUCCCUUGGGCCUGAGAUUGUUAUUCCAGUCUUGCUAGGAAGGGCCAUUGUAAAAACAAGCUCAUAUUUAAGAAGAAGAAAUUAUUGAUCUUGUCUGAAAUGCACUGUAGCAUUGUAAAGUGGCAGGCUAGUCCUGGAAGAACACUUUGCAGACCUACUGUAUCAUUUUAUCAAUUCCCUUAUUGCCUCUUGGGCAUGAUAGAUCUUCCUGUAAAUGGAUUUAUCUAUAAUAUCUUCCUUAUCAUGCGCUUUGCUUCUGCUUCCAAGGAUUGAUGUAUAAUCACAGCAUUAUUCCACUUUCAAAGGUAAAGUCGUUGGCAUCAUACAGAAGAACUGGCGUGAUUAUGUGGUCACUUUUCCCUCCAAAGAAGAGAGCCAGUCACACGGCAAAAAUGCGCAGAAAGUCCUUGUGACACCUUGGGAUUACAGAAUCCCCAAGAUCAGAAUUAGCACGCAGCAAGCUGAGGCUCUACAGGUAAAACAGUUCCUUGGUGCAUAAAUAUCAACCAAGUUCCAAUCUGCAUUUGCUAAUCAUGGGUUUUCUGUUGACUUGGUAUUUCACAACAGGACUUCCGGGUUAUCGUUCGUAUCGAUUCUUGGGAGUCGACAUCGGUGUAUCCAAAUGGGCAUUUUGUGCGUGUUUUAGGGCGGAUAGGAGAUCUUGAGGGAGAAAUUCAGACUAUCCUGGUGGAAAACAGCAUCUCUGUGAGCCCUUUCUCCGAAGCGCAGGUUGGUCUGCAUUUGCUUUUAAUACUUCAGCUGGUAAAUGGUAAUUGUAUACUUGUUCCCAGCGGUUUGGUAAUAACAGCAAUUGGUACAGUGUAGUCUGUUCAAUUGCAUGAAACUCGUACUAGGUGUACUGGAGAAAUGCCAUACUAUUUCAGGUAAUAGAUACUGUGGGUGAUGGUCUAUGCAAAUGUUGUUUUUAUUUUAUUAUUAUUAUUAUUAUUAUUACUAUUAUUAUUAUUAAGGCUGGCCCAAACCUUCCAUAAAAAGGUAACCUCAGACAAAAGCAGCAAUUGAAUUCUGCAGCCUUUGUAAAUGGUGCAAAUUUGCUUAUUUUUGGGGAGUGGGAAACUGUUCUGCUUCUGUUAGUCAUGGAAUUUGCAAGAGCUCUACAGCAAAAUGUAUUUCGUAGUGAAAGUGGAGAUUCUUGACAGAGGCUUUGCAGCUUAAGGAUUGCCCACCAAACAAAGACAGACCUCUUCCCAAGAAUUCACACACUGUUAAACAGAUGUGAUUGAUGUAUGUCUGUUUCAAAUUAAUUUGCUGUAAAUUACAUUUUAUUGUAUUGUUUGAAUGAUGUCUUUGUGUUUUAACCUUCGGGAGCUGACCUGUGAUGAAAAGUGGCAUAGAAGUAAACUAUAACUGAACCUGGCAUGGAGAGGCUCAAAAAGGUCUGCAAGACCUUUGCCAGUGCUGCCUAACCACUACCAGCUGGCAUUCAACAGGUUCCGCCUGCUCCCUUUCAAACCUAUCACUACAGCUGAGGGCUAGAAACCUGCUUUUAAAAUCAAUAAAUAAAACUCUUUUUUUUUUUAUAAUUAAUAUUUAUUAAGUUUUCAAAGAAUAACAACAAAAAUUUCCAAAAAAAUUUGAAAAUACAAAAAACAAAAAUGAUAAAGAAAUAAAAAAGAAAACACCCAACCAUAAAGAAAAAAAGAAAAAAAGAAAAACAAAAGUAUAAAUUCAUUUACGAUCUCUGUUAACUUCCUUUCUAGACUUCCUCCUCCUCCCUCUCUUGUUUCUUAAUUUUUAAUUUUUACAGCAAAUCCUUUCUGUUUUUUCAUAACAUUCUAUCAUUACAUUUCCUUAUUCUAUUUUCCCUCUUGUCAUAUAAAAACUUUAAAACUCAAAGCUUAUAUUCAGUAUUUACCAAAUUCUUACAUCAUUACCUUUUUGCAAAUCAUUUACCAAUCAUUACUUAAGCCAUAUAAUUUCAUUCAACAUCUUUCAAACAUUUAUGAACGUUCCCAAUAUUGAAAAAUAGAAAAAUAAAAUAAAAUAAUAAGUCAGACACAAUCCAGUCAACUUCCAGCGCCCCUCCCCUGGUCCCGGUUUUGUCAGUCCUUUUAACCUCAAUAGUCCGGCUCCUUAACCUGGUUGUCUCGUGUCCGAGGCCCUCAAAUCUCUUUCUUGCCCCUUUCGCAGCUCUUCUUGAUGUUUCCCUUUCAGUCGUGGGUACUCCAGCAGAAAGAUACUUUUGACCCUUUGCAGCAAGUCCAUCUCAUGCCCAUUGUCCAAGCCAGACAGCAGAUAAUACCACUUCAAGUUUCCUUGAAACUUGGAGGCUCCGACUACUCCAAUCCUCUGAUGGCCCAUCACCAGACUCGGAAAGUCCAGAUAACCAUAUAAAGGGGGGUCAAUCCAUCCCCCAUUUCCAAAUCUAACCACAUUUCAUCUUUCCGAAUCUGAUUUAUCCCAAGUUCAUUUAUCAAGUUCAAAGGCUGAUCCUGCCGGUCCAAAGGUCCCUCCAUCUCUGAAGCCUCCAUCACUACAGCAGGUUCAUAUACUUGUAGAUAUUUUAACUGAGUUCCAUUUACUUGCUGCUGUGCUCAGGUAACUUCCGUCAUCAAGGUCGUCUCCUGACGCAUCUGGUCCAGCUGGGCACUUAGUUUUGAAAAACCUUCCAGGAACAUUUGUUCAAGCCUUUGUACAAGCAUUAUCCUUCAAGGUCAAAGAAAAUUCUUUCCCACGAUUAUAGUCCUUCACUUUUAAGCUCUCUGCGUUGCAGUUUCACUAAAUCCCACUAGAGGGAAAACCUUUUUUUCCUUUUUUUUUUUUAUAAAGGAGAAAAACAUCAGCAACAGUCUUUCUUUUCCAGAUACACUUUAUCCAAAGUUCCCCCUUCAAAAUUCAAGAGGCAACAGUAGAGUCACAAUGUUACCUUUCUUUUAACUAUCUGUCGAGCUGGACAAGCUUCAAAACGUCAGUUCUGACAGCCCGCUCCUGGUUCAGGGCGGUGGAAAAUUACUUUGUUUUAAACUCACUUCCGCAGGGUUCAAAAGUCCAAAACAACCCCUUCUUCUCCUGCAGUCAAAGGGGGGUUCAGAAAUCUUAGAUGUUGAAUUCUAGUUCUCUCAGAAUUUAAUUUUCAAGCUUUAGUAUAUUUUGUCUUUGCUUUCUUCACGUAACAAAAGAACGGAAGGCUGACUUCCUGUUUAGACCUUCCGUUCCAAGUCCCAAUUAAAUUCAAUUUCAAGUCCAAUUUAUUUAUUUAUUCACCAGUCUUAAAAGUAAUUCAGCUCUUCCAAGAUCAGGUACUCACGGAUAGAUGUUUUAGAUGCCAAAUUGUCCCAGGAAAAAGGCAGCGCUCUCCGGAAACGGCAGUGCGGCUUUGCUGCACGAAAGAAGCAGUCGACUCACAGCACCACGCACCUCCCACUCCGGAGCCCGUUACCGGGCUCCUGUACAAGGGAGAGAGCGCUCACGGUGCCCGCUGAGUCCCACGUCCACAGGCUUCAUCCGCCUGUGGGUUUUAAGGGUCCCCGCUGCGCCGUAGCGGUAGGACCCAAGCUUCCGUGCAGCGGGUUCCCUUCAACUUGAAGGGAAUUCCGCCAUUUUCCGGAGGCGCCACCCCGGAAGUCAAAAAAUCAAUAAAUAAAACUCUAUGCUCUCAGGGUGCUGAAUUCUGCACCCAGUAUCAAGUUCCACAUUUGCUUGAUGUAGCAGGCCUGUUUGUGGUUCUCUUGCUGUUCGCGGUUUGAUAUAAAAGCAGCUUUUAUUUAUUUGUUUAUUAUACUUAUAUCCCAGCUUUCCUCUUGGAAAGGUGACAUAUGUGGUUCUCCUCCUCCCCAUUUUAUCCUCACAGGGUAGGGUAGGCUGAGAAAUGAUGACUGGCUCAAGGUCACCCAGUGACCUUCCUGGCUGAGUGGGGAUUUGAACCCUGAUCUCCAGGGUCCUAGUCAGACACUAUAACAGCUAUAGCUGCCCAGAGGGACUGGGGCAACCCAGUCAAAUGGGUGGGGUACAAAUAAUACAAUAUUAUUAUACAGUACAGUCAUACCUUGGUUGACGAACGCCUAGGCAUUCGUACCUUUUGGAUCCCUAAUGCUGCAAACCCAGAAGUGAGUGUUCCAAUUUGUGAGUGUUUUUUGGAACCCGAACGUCCGCCACAACUUCCAAUUGACUGCAGGAGCUUCCUACAGCCAAUCGGAAGCCUGAGGUACGAUUGUACUAAGCACUGCAGAGUUGUGUUAGAGCAGUGAAUUUAAGGUGUCAUGUUAGAAAAGCAAACUCUGCCCCUUGCACUGAAGGGGUCUGAUGUACUGUGAUUUCAGUAUAAACAGGGGGCAAAGCUGCCUCCAGCAGAUUUUACUCGCUGACUCUUAGGAUACGAAUGAAGUGUUAUUUUUUCAAUCUAUAAUCUCUGACGGGCAGGACUUUCCUCCUGCAGAUGUGUGAGAUGCCAGUUGUUAUCCCAGAGAAGCCGUGGAAAGUGGCUCCGGAAGAAGAGCUCAAGCGUGUGGAUCUGAGGGAUACCCACUUAGUCUUCAGCAUUGAUCCAAAAGGCUGUGAAGAUGUGGACGACGCCCUGUCCAUAAGAACCCUGCCUAAUGGAAACCUGGAGCUAGGGGUUCACAUUGCAGACGUGACUCACUUUGUGGCUGCAAAUUCUUACACAGAUAUUGAGGCAAGAGCAAGGUGGGUUUGAUUCUGGGCUUUAAUAUUUAUUGUCGUAAUACAGUGGUACCCCUGGUUGAGCUCCAGUCGGAUCCCGAAGUUUCCACAACUGGAGGUGCCUGUUCUGUGCAUGCACACAGCACGAUAGAGUGCUUCUGCACAUGCACGCAUGGCAAAACCGGAAAUACACUUCCGGGUUUGCCGCGUGCGUAUCCCGAAGGAUACAUAACAAGAGGGACACAUAAGUAGAGGUACCACUGUAUAUAUAAACCAGUUAAAACAAAGUACAGUGGUACCUCGCAAGACGAAUGCCUCGCAAGACGAAAAACGCGCAAGACGAAAGAGUUUUCCGUUUUUUGAGUCGUUCCGCAAGACGAAUUUCCCUAUGGGCUUGCUUCGCAAGACGAAACGUCUUGCGAGUUCUUGCGAGUUUGUUUCCUUUUUCUUAAAGCCGCUAAGCCAUUAAUAGCCGCUAAGCCGCUAAUAGCCGUGCUUCGCAAGACGAAAAAACCGCAAGAUGAAGAGACUUGCGGAACGGAUUAAUUUCGUCUUGCGAGGCACCACUGGACCUAAGUGAACAAGGUUAUAUAAAAUAACAUAGGAAAAUCAAUUUGAAAACAAAAUUGCGAAGCAUAAUAAUAGUACUUCAUUGUGAUCACAUCCACAACAUAGAAUUAAAGCACUUUGACAGUCAUGGCUUCCGGCAAAGAGUCCUGGGAAUUAUAGUUUACCCCUUGCUGAGCUGCAGUUCCCAGCAGACUUAACAAACUACUUUCCAGGAAGGGGAAGUCUUGACUUGAAAAGUGCUAUAAAUGUAUGGUAAAAGGUAAAGGGACCCCUGACCAUUAGGUCCAGUCGUGACCGACUCUGGGGUUGUGGCGCUCAUCUCACUUUAUUGGCCGAGGAAGCCGGCGCACAGCUUCCGGGUCAUGUGGCCAGCAUGACUAAGCCGCUUCUGGCAAACCAGAGCAGCGCAUGGAAACGCCAUUUACCUUCCCCCCGGAGCGGUACCUAUUUAUCUACUUGCACUUUGAGGUGCUUUCGAACUGCUAGGUUGGCAGGAGCAGGGACUGAGCAACGGGAGCUCACCCUGUCAUGGGGAUUCAAACCGCCGACCUUCUGAUCGGCAAGUCCUAGGCUCUGUGGUUUAACCCACAGUGCCACCCGUGUCCCCAAAUGUAUGGUAGGGACCUGUAUAUUGUAUUAUCUGCAAGGGGGGGGGAAUGAAUGAUUGUUCUUUUGAUAGUGAUUUCAAUAACCAAUACCAAGAAUGUAAUGAACAGUAGUGACUAAAUACUGCUGCAUAGGAGAUGGCAGAAUCAGUCACUCGUGUCAUCAGAGGGAAAUCUUUUCUUGUAACUGUGUAAGCUCUAUUUAGAUGUACAAUUGCCCAAAAUUGAUUUUAAUAUUUUUGCUGCUGUUUUAGGCUGAAACUAAUCUUAACAUGUAUGCUUGGGGUGUUUGUUUCUUACAGCUGCCAACUGCUCUUAUUCUGAAUUAACAGUAGAUAUCAAUAUAAGUCGCCCCACAGCAAAAGGGAUUAAAGCAUAGUUAUUUUACGCAUAUACUAGUGUCACUGAAACAAAUGUCUCUUGUCUACAUUAUAAAUGGCCCGUCCUAAAUUGUUUAGCACUCGCAUUAGAUAAACCAACCGUGUUGCAAUAUGCGUCCAAAUGUUCUGAGACUUUAAAGAUGUGCAGUAGGAGCAUUAUAAUAAUUAUUUCUCCAACUUCUCAGGGCUACUACUUACUACUUAGCAGAUCGUCGUUACGACAUGCUGCCUGCUGUCUUGAGUGCCAACUUAUGUUCUCUUCUUGGGAAUGUUGACAGGUGAGCUCUUAGCACUGACUUGCCCUAGCAUCUCGGGUAUUAGGACAUGUUCUUGGUGUUUUGCUUCUUCCUAGCCCUGACUCUUUGGGGGACCAAAAUAACCCCUUGUAGCAUUCUAAUAUUCUGCAAUUUUUCUCAGUUUAUGAGAAAAGUUUCAUACACAAAACGUUCUAGCAUGUUUUGCAAGCACAGAAGUUUGGCCAUUAUUAGAAUCUAUUAAACUGCACAUACUUAAAAUAUAACGAUUAAAUCAAUUUCUCCGUCACUGGCCAUUGUCUUUUCUCCCCUGUACUGAAAAUUGAAAGGGUGGAAACUAGGGGUGAACUUCAUGUUUUUUCCAAUGACUAACAAGUGGAUUUUGCUAACACAGCUGUUUAUGAUUCAUAAAAGCAGCCCAUGUUAUGAAUGUCAAACCAACUGAACUCUGUUUCUCUCUUGCUUGAAACUAUUAUUAUUUAUUGAAUUUAUAUAUCGCCCUAUAAUUGGGGGUCUCAGGGCGUUUCACAGAAUAAAAUCAAGAUAUAAAACCACAAAAUACAUAAUAAAAAUAAAAACAACAACCCAACAGCCCCCCCCAAAAAAAUUCAAAAGGGCAUAGGAUGUAAAUCAGAUCAACCAAAGGCCUGGUUAAAAAGGAAUGUUUUUACCUGGCGCCUAGAAGUGUAUAAUGAAGGCGCCAGGCGGACUUCCCUGGGGAGAGCAUUCCACAGACGGGGAGCCACUGCAGAGAAGGCCCUGCUCUUUUGCCACCACCCUCUGGACCUCUCGAGGAGCAGGCAUACGAAGAAGGGCCUCAGAAGAUGAUCUCAGGGUCUGGGUACAGGUAGGUUCAUAUGGAAAGAGGCUACAUGAUGGUCAGCGUUGCCAUUUAUAAAUCAGCAGUGUUGUUUUAUUUUCAAGGUAUGCUGUGAGUGUCAUUUGGGAACUUGAAAAAACUUCCUAUGAAAUAAAGGAGGUUUGGUACCACAGAACCAUCAUUCGCUCUUCCUACAAACUGUUUUAUGAGGCAGCCCAGGCAUUGCUGGAUGGAGACUUGACAGUGGCCGAUGAAAUUCUGGAGCUCAAAGAUAUGGGCGAAGAUACGAGGAAACAGAAGUUAGACGAGCUGACCUGGGCCAUAGGGAAGCUGACCGAUGUCGCCCGGCAUAUUCGAGCUAAGAGGGACAGCUGCGGAGCGCUGGAAUUGGAAGGAGUCGAGGUCAGAGUGCUACUGGAUGACAAAAAGAACAUUGAUGACCUCAUCCCUCGGCAGCCACUGGAAGUCCACGAAACGAUCGCCGAAUGUAUGAUUCUCGCAAACCAUUGGGUGGCCAAGAAGAUAUGGGAGACUUUCCCUCACCAAGCCCUCCUGCGCCAACACCCACCCCCAAGGCAGGAGUUUUUUUCGGAGCUCCGAGAAUGUGCUGGCACAAAAGGCUUCUUCAUAGAUACACGGCAAGUAGAAUCGGGGCUUACCAGUCCAGGCCUUCUUUAAGCUGCAGAGUAGUUGUUUUCCAAAAUAUCUCCAAGUACAAUGCGGCUCUGGGUGCCCAAAUGAUCUGCAUUUUCAGAAACAGGCUGGGCUUCUGUGUUGUUUAUUUAAUUAAUUUAUAUACCACCAUUUAUCAAACGAUACCAGGGCAGUGUAGAACAUUAAGAAAGUAUUUUACAAUUAUGACAUUGAUAUUCCACUCCAGAACCUGCGUUAUCUUCUGGCAGCAUUUUCAUUGCUGUAUUUUUACAGAUAAGGCGUUUUGGGCUAGGAAAAAGGCUAUUACGAUCUCUCCAGCUGCUCUACCCUUCUGUAUUCAGAGUAGUCUGGUUGCAGGGUUAGAAGGCAGCCAGCUGGAGCUUGCCAUAGAAGAGCUCUGUUGCAGCAACUUGAGUUUUGGACUGAAGUGCAGUUUCAAAGGUAGGGGAGGAGAGUGGCUUGGAAACUAUUCUCCAUCCACUAUCCACUGCAUCUUUAAAAACUUAGAGCUAGACCCCUUAACAAGUGGUGUAGAAGUGGAAUUGCUCAGAGUUUGUCUGUGCAGGCAAGUCCAAGACUAGUUUUAGGACAGGUUGGUGGCGUGGGUUCAUUUGUGAAAGUUGUAAUAAGAAGCAUCUACAUUACUGAAAAGUUCAAAUAAAAUGAUUUUCUGUUAUCAUUAAUCUAUUCAUUUCGAUAGGUCGAACAAAGCAUUAGCUGACUCCCUGGAUAAGGCAGUUGACCCAUCCGAUCCUCUGGUGAACAGGCUGCUGAGAUCUAUGGCCACACAGGCAAUGUCUAACGCCUUGUAUUUUUCAACUGGCUCUUGCCCCAAAGAAGAGUUCUUUCACUAUGGUAACUGCUGUCGUUUGUUUCUUUAUGUGUGUUUUUAAAAUCCCAGCUCCAGCUCCCCCACUAUUGUCUUCAUGGCCUUUGUGUCCAUUAUUGCAUCCUAUUUUGCGGCAGGUCUUGCUCUGGAUAAAUACACCCACUUCACUUCACCAAUUAGAAGAUAUGCUGAUAUAAUAGUCCACCGGCUGCUGUUAGUGGCCACUUUGAAAGGAGAUAAAUCAGGCACCAAGGAGAACUUGCUUAGCAACAAAGAACUUGAAGAGCUAUGCAGACACAUCAACAACAGAAACAGGGUAAGGCGAUUAGUGAGCAUGGAUUUGGGUGUGUUUAUGCAAGAGAUUCUCAGAGAGGCACAUUUGACUUAGGCCACCAUACAUUAAAAGCACUAUGAUACCGCUUUUUAAAAAAUCAUGGCUUUCCCCCUAAGAAUUACGGGAGCUGUGGUUUGUUAAGGGUGCAGAGAGUUGUUCGGAGGUCCCUAUUCCCCUCUCAGAGUAGCUUAAAAACUAUCCCUCUUCACAGGAGACUCUGGGAAUUGUAGCAGUGGGAGGGGAUUAGGGGUCUGUGAACAAUUCUCAACACCCAUCACAAAAUACAGCUCCUAGACGCCUUUCGGGAAAUCAUUAUGAGUGCUUUAAAUGUGUAGUAUGAAUGUGGACUUACUGUGAAGGUUGAUUCACUGCAGUGAAGAUGGGAAGUUAUUUUGAGGGAGGUUCGUCAUCCCACUUGCUUUGGAAGCAGGCCAGUGCAAAUAAAUCACAAUGCAAAUAUUUAAUUACGUUAACCUAAAGAACAUAAAGGAAGAGAAUGGACAAGACAGGAAGUCAUUCCCAACCUUAAAUGUUCUGGGACCUAAAGAACUGCCUCCACCCAUAGGAACCUACAUAGGUUUUAAGGUCAUUGUCUUGGGCUAUGCUGUCUGGAUGACCAGAUCAAAACAUCAUAGGCAGGGCCUUUUUGGUAGUGGCACCAACACAGUGGAAUGCCUCCUUUCUAAUCUAAGUUGCUUUCUUUGGAUAGGCUGCCCAGCAUGCCCAGAAGCAGUCCACUGAACUUUUCCAGUGUAUGUACUUCAGAGAUAAGAGUCUUGACGGAGAUGAGCAGUGCACAGCAGAUGGGAUUAUCUAUUCAAUCCGAACGAAUGGUGUGCUUGUCUUUGUGCCAAGGUAAGGCAACUGUAGCUUGAAGCCAGACAAGCAAGUCCACAUGGCAAGUUGCCUAUUUCUGGGCAAUCUGGAACCCACGGGAAGGAUUACAGCAUAGCAGCUUUUAAUUUAACCCUGUGGGAUUUGGUGGAGACAUUUUUCUCAAAUGAAGUUGGGAGGAGGGGAAGUUGAAUUCAGGAACCUAGGAAGCUGCCCUAUUCAGUCAAACCACUUGUCUUUCUAACCAAAUGCUGGUAGCAGCUCUCCAACGUUUCAGACAGGAGUUUUUCCCAAAUCCAGUUGGAGAUACUGGAUUGAACUUGGGACCUUCUCUGUUCAGAGCCUGCUCACUACUUAGAUACAGCCCCCAUGUGACAAUGCUUUGAGCCUCUGGCAUAGGGUGGGACAGAGCUCCACUGAAUAAGUUCUCCUGCAACAGAGACUGCCUAGUCUUCCCAUUUGUUAAAAAAGCAUGUUUUGUAAUACUAAUUGAUACUUAUUUUAUUUAUUUUUGUUUUUUACUAAUAGUUUUAUUGAAUUUUCUAAAAAGAGGUACUUACUUUAAUCAAUUAAUUGCCUCAGGCUUUUUAAUGAUAAAGUUCAUUGGCAACUGGAUACUUUUUUGGGAACCUAAUCUCUUUCUGUCACAGGUAUGGAAUUAAAGGGGCAGCCUAUCUGAAAAAUAAGGAAGGGUUGGUCCUAUCUUGUCAAGCCGAUGGGAGCUGCAAAUGGAAACCUGGUUGUCUCCAGCGCUUUCCUAGCAAAAUUAUCUCUGCUCCCACAGCUGAGGAUUCUGUUACUCUGAACCUGUUUGACCAUGUGGCGGUACGUAACAUAUCUGCAUUGAAAUUACUCUCCUGUAACACAAGAAGGCAAACUAGAAUCUCACUGUGUGCUUUUUCCACCCACAGGUAAAAAUUUCCGUACAGAGUUCUCGUUGCCAUACUGAUCGCAUUCAGUUGCAUAUAACAAGCUGCAAACCUUACAAGACACCAGAGUUGGAACUGUCUCAAAGUCCCCACAUAUCUAGAACAGAUUUGGUACGGGAAGUAACGAAGACUGUGGAGGAGGCCCAGCUUGCUCAUGACAAGGCCAAAACAAAGAGGAUAGAGGAAGAAUAUGAGGAGUAUCGCCAGACGCAGGGUGUGAGCCUCUAUCACUUGUUGGAGGAAAUCAAGGAAUUGGCCUUAUUGGAUGUAUCUGCAGAUAGUGGAGCAUGAAAGCUCUCGUGCAACUGCUGUUCCUUUGGCCUGUCCUAAAAAAAAUUCUAGUAUUUCUAAAUGUGUUACGUUAUUUCAGUUGGCUCGGCUUUUGUUAAAACAUGGUAUAAUACGGUAUCUCUAUGAAAACAGGCAGCUAUACAUUAAAACACACUUGUAGCCAUGGAUGGUAAUGAAAUAGCACUUUGCCUUCUGUGAAUUGAGUACAUAAAAUGGCAAAUAUUUCAAGCACCUCAGGGAAUAAAUAAUAAUUUGAUAUGACAACCAAGUAGCUCUUUAAAAUUUUACUCUCUGAUAUUGGAAGUGACUAUACAGCAAAAGAAUGUUAAGCGCUUCCCAUUAAUUUAUAUACAGUAUUUAGCAUUUGGGUUGUUUUUUGUUUUCACCACCACUGAGUUGUACUCAAAUGUACCUCCGAAUUACGAAACCAUUAUCAAAACUCUUGAGUAACAACUUUAGCAAUGAAGCAUAUAAGAACUAAGUUUAGUUGAGAUUUUGUAUUUUUCUUUCUUCAGCCUCUCAGUUCAGACUAGGGUUUCCUACCUGCCAUGUGGAAACCAUCUUAAGCUACGUGCAGGAAUUCAGGAUGGGAUGAGGUGGCAGGAAAGGCUUAUCUGAAUCAACUCGGUUCUCAUUCUAACACUGGAUCGUGCCAUUUUGUUACACUGCAAAGUAACCUUCCAGAUAUCCCAAACUAUGCUCCUUUAAUGAGCACUACUUUUAUAAGUAGCAUGUCUAAAAGCUUGCACAUAGAUAUCCCCUAAUUUGCAUGCUAUGCCACUGAACAUUACCUCUGUUCUAGGAGAUCAACCUAUACAAUAUUUACCUGUGCAGUAUAUUAGUUGCUGCUUCUGGUAGCAGACCAAAAUCUCCUGCUUCACAGCAGAUUUCCAACAUCUUCAUUUCCAGUGUAAAAUAUGGACACAUAGCACAAGUAUUUCACAAUGUGAAAGUUAUAAAAGAUUUUAAUGGCAGAACUAUCAUUGCUUUGGUCUGCUUUCUAUAUGUAACAUUUUAUAACAUCUACUGUGAGAAUGGUGCUUUCUCAUUGAAGGAUUAGCAGCCAUUACUUUUAAUUCAAGCUUCAACUCGUCUCACUUUAAACUGAGAAACACCAUUUCCAAAGUGGUGGAUAAAGAAAAUAAAAAAUCUGAAUUACAGAACUCUCACUGAAAGGCCAAGUUAGAAUGCAACAUGAAGCCAAACUAUAGCUUAGCGUGAGCAAGCAAGCAUAGUGGCACAGAGUGAAAAUCACAGCCACUUUACUCCUCCCUGAGUCCUGCUACAGCACUAACCCAUUUGAGCCUAGACUUGUAUGUCUCACUAGAAACAAGCCACAAGCUGUAACUAAAGCUUGUUCUUAGCUUACUGCUCAUGGUUUGAUUGGAGAAGACAAACCACAAAUCUAGAUUUGCACAGAACCUUAAGACAAACCAUGGAUAGCACUACAAGGGUGGAGUCAAGCAGCCACAGUUUCCACCUCUUACCAGCACACUUGCUCAUUCAUGCCUAGCCAUGGUUUGGCUCAUCUUUACAUGUGAGAGAGACCAGUGGAACUGGGAAGAAUGAUCAGUUGUUCCAGUAGAAAAAAAUCAUUAAAAAACCACUUUCAAGAGGAAGAACAGGAAUAUGUGACGUAAAAUUCAAGAUGUUGGUCCUUGGUCACUUGAUACAAAAGUUAAAGGUCAUUUAUUUUCUAUACUUCCAAUUUCCUUCUUCUCAAUAGUCUGAAAAGGUACAUUUCCUCCUUCCACCACAGGCAAGUCAUCUUGUUCCUGAGCCACAACGAUGCUACAUUCUUAAUCUGCCUGGGUCACUUGCAGUUCUAUUAGAAACAAAAAAAUAUUGGCUGUCACCAUUCUUGCAUUAACUCAUUUCCUCUAAUGUAAUUGCUUAGGCUCAUACUCCCUAGCCCAGUCAAUAACUUGAAGUUUUAUGAGGUGAGAGAAGCAAUCAAUUUCUUUAAACCAAACUUUUAUUAGUAAGAAAAAUGAAGCAAUUAUCACAAGGCAGGGGUCAAGUUGAAGGAAAUAGUUAAAUUUAAAACUGAAAAACAUGAAUUCAAAAUGCAAGGAGAGGAAUGUUCUGGCUGCUAGCUUUCCACAGAAUAUUGUAAUAGAGACGAAGACACUCUAGUUCAGUCAUCAAAUGUAUGGAAAGAACAAAUUGUGACAUUUGUUCCUACAUAAACUCUCGUUCUCUUUGGUUUUGUCAUAGUGUGGUACACCUUCAUGAAGAAACGUGGUUUAGGCCACUUGGUGAAUCUCCACCACAAUAAAUCUCACUACUAAGUUGAAGGAAGGGGGGUGAAGAAGAAAAAUUCCUGCUAAUAACUAUUCCGCUCUUGUGGCAAUCCUUGGUAGCUCAUCCACCUAGUAACAAGGUAACCUGAAUCUUGUUCAGGUGAAGACAAAGACCAGCUGUUUGAUUUAAUUUCCCUGUUUAUGUCAAGUUGGCAGGUUUUAGUGUAAAAGGGCAGUGCAUAUAUAGAACUAGCAAUAAACCAGUCAUCACAUGAACUUCCUGCUAAUCUGAAAGUAUAAUGGAAUCGCAUCUCUCUCACACACACAACACAAAUUCAAUUAUAGAUGAUCGGCAGCAAGCUCCUGCAAAAGCUGCUACUAGAACCCCAUCUGCAACUGUAUAAAGAUUUGUUCCAGCUUUUUUCUCUUUCUGCCUGCCCCCCCCCCCGCCAUUUGAGGAAAGGCAGUCCUGCUGGCCAGCAACAAGCAUGGAGAAGGCUGGAAAGCCCCUCUUCCUCCUCCACUGAUCCAGCUCCUCAGGAAAAGCACAGGGACUAAAGGAGACUCCUCAGAUAAGCGGUGAUGCCUUGAAGCCAGAGGUAAUUUAAGGUAAAUUGGACUAUACAUGAAUUUUGCCUAAUGCACUGGCUUUGGAACCUAACCCCCAUGUAGAUGUGAUUCCCUUGAACGGUGCACACCACAGCUCACCUAUUGAGAGGGAAACUGUUUUGAAGGGGAAGAAAUCAUUUACAAACAAAUUUAAAGAAAACCUCAAUUUUUAUAUUUGCAAUUGUCAAAACAGAACCAGAUGCUGAUUUUUAGCAGGAUUUUUGAAUUCAAUUAUCCCAAAGUAUCACCAUGAAUAGUCUCUAUUCAUACUUUAGAAUUUACCUUCUUGUGACUGACUGUUGAACUGUGUUUUUGCUUGUCUUCUUUCCAUGGCUAUUUGUCUGUUCCUUUCAAUUCUCUGCAGCUGCUCCUCUGUUAGUGUGCUAUUUGGGGGCAUACCGAAGUCUUCUUUUGCAUUUUGGAUUUCAGAAAAUAAAUCUAAUUCUUCAGUG
Molecule: messenger RNA, 29536 nt
Organism: Podarcis lilfordi (Lilford's wall lizard)
Lineage: Eukaryota; Metazoa; Chordata; Lepidosauria; Squamata; Lacertidae
Source: the annotation of a GenBank genome assembly